Messenger RNA from Orycteropus afer afer, 1365 nucleotides. Its product is annotated as carbonic anhydrase 15-like. Lineage: Eukaryota; Metazoa; Chordata; Mammalia; Tubulidentata; Orycteropodidae. Gene Ontology annotation, cellular component: plasma membrane. The transcript is spliced from 8 exons. Gene Ontology annotation, molecular function: carbonate dehydratase activity; zinc ion binding. Bases 1 to 1365 code for a protein of 454 amino acids. The record is from RefSeq and is a predicted model, not a curated record.
AUGUACCCCAGCGUUGCUCCAAGACAUUCCCGCCCUCGCUGCUGGCUCGCCGCGGGCCGCAGGACGCAAGCUCCGCCGUCCCCGCGGGGGUCCUGCCAGCGCCGCCCUUCGGCCCCUCCGGAGGCCAGGCCAACGCCCUGGGAUCACCACGCCCCUAGCCCACCCCACACGCCCUCAAGACUACGGCCGCCUCGCCGCGGCCGCCGCCACCCACUGGCCCCCGGCCACUGCCCGGUCCUGCCGCCGCCGCCUCCACCAUGCGGGCAUCCGGCUUCGCUCUCGCCGUUCUCACCCUGCGGCUGGUCGCGCGAGCACACUCAGAGGGUGAGUGUGGGUCCCCUGCCCCCGUCCUCCACGCUGCCCGCCUUGCCAGCUGGGGUCCUGCCGCGGCUCUGGCGUCCCCUGACGGCCUGCGCUCGGAUCCUGGGAUCCAGAGGUGCCUGGUGCUACGACUCCCAGGACCCAGAAUGUGGCCCCACUCACUGGAAGGAGAUGGCCCCUGCCUGUGGGGGCCCACACCAGUCCCCCAUCAACAUCGACCUUCACCUGGUCCAGCGGGACCCCACCCUUGGGCCCUUCAUCUUUCAAGGCUAUGACUCUGCACCUCCAGGCCCGUGGACCCUGGAAAAUAAUGGUCAUACAGUGCGCCUGAACCUGGACAGCGGCCCGCAGAGCCGCCGCCUGGAGAUGCGCGGCGCCGGGCUGCCGCCGCCGGCCUACCGCGCGCUGCAGCUGCACUUCCACUGGGGGGCGCCGGCGCGCGCAGGCUCGGAGCACAGCCUGGCCGGGCUGCGCAGCUCCAUGGAGAUGCACAUGGUCCACGUGAACACGCGAUACCGGAACACGCAGGAGGCGCUGGGUCACCCCGACGGGCUCGCGGUGCUGGCCGUGCUGUUGGCAGAGCAGGACGUAGAGAACGCCAACUUCUCAGCCAUUGUGUCGGUUCUGAAGAACGUGUCUAGGCGCGGUGAGAGCCCCGGGCUCUCGGUAGAGCUGGCGUCCACCUUCCCGCUGGCGUCGGUGCUGCCCGGCGCCGCCGGCCUGGCGCGCUACUACCGCUAUUCCGGGUCCCUGACCACUCCCGGCUGCGAGCCCGCGGUGCUUUGGACCGUCUUCCAGGAGCCGGUGCCCAUCGGGCGCGCGCAGGUNNCCCAGUUCCAGACUGCGCUCCAGGCGGGGUCCCCGGGCUCGCGCCCCGCGCUGCUCACCGACAACUUCCGCCCGCAGCAGCCCCUCGGGGGUCGCAGGGUCGCGGCCUCCCCUGGCGCCUCUAUCCACGCGGCAGCCCCGCGCCCCGCCCGGGCCGGCCUGCUCACGCCUCUGCUGGGCCUGGUGCUCGGCCCGCGGCUCCUGCAGGGGUAUUAG